UUAAAAGCCGAAAACUGGAAAAAGGUUGAGAAGAAAAAAAGUCAAAGAAACAACAAAAAAGAAAAGGUAAAUAAAUCCCACAAGCAACAACGUACCAGAUUCUUAUGUAAUUGUCUGAUUAAGAGUUUGGUUAAAUUAAUUAAAAAAAAAAGUCUAAAAAGAGCAAUAGAGGUUAAUGGUAGUAGUAUAAACAAAGUGGAGGGGGUUAUAGUAGGAAGGAAAACCAAAGAUUCUGGAGAGAGAAAGAGAGUGAGAGGAGAAAAUAGAGAAGGGUAGCUGAAGUUGUCUUUUUGGGUUGGUUUCUUCUAGGACUUUGCUUUUUGGCUUUUGGGUUUCUUUUCAGCUUUCUGUGAAAGGGGCUUCCAUGGAGAAACUCAAACAUAACUUGAGGGUUACACAGUAAUGCUAGAAACAUGGGGAAAAAAGGCAGUUGGUUUAAUGCCCUCAAAAGGGUUUUUACGUGCAACUCCAAGAAGAAGUCUGCCCAUGGAUCAGCAAAGAAAACUGCUAAGGAAAAGAAGAAGGGUCGUAGAAUACUGAGGCAUGGAGAGAUCAAAUCAUUCCUCUUCAGAGAACCAAGCAGUAUUGAGAAAAUACUGGGGGAAGUUGAUGAUCAGAAACUACUUGUUAGGCCUCCUACUUCUGAACAGUCUGGUGGUCCAUCUGCAUUCCCUGUGACACCAACUUCUCCAAGAAUCAGUUCACCUAGAGCUGCAUCUCCUCAGACAUCAUAUAGGGCUACAUCUCCUGGUGCCACUUCUCCAAGGAUCUCCUCUCCGAGGGCUGCUUCUCCAAAGGUCAUCUCUCCUAAGGCAGCUUCUCCAAAAGUGAGCUCUCCCAGGGAAGCUUCUCCAAGUGCUACCUCUCCUAGGGAAGCUUCUCCAAAGGCUAUCUCUCCUAGGGAAGCUCCUCCAAAGGUUAACUCUGCUAGUGCUCCUUCUCUAAAGGCUAUCUCUCCUAGGGCAGCUUCUCCAAGGGUCUCUUCCCCUAGAUCUACUUAUUAUGAGCUGAGUAGGAACCACAAUGAGAUUAGCUAUGCCAACUGGCCAGAACCAACUUUAACGCUCCACCUUUCAGCAACCAAGAUACAGGCGGCCUACAGAAGUUAUAUGACAAGGAGGGGUUUCAGAUCUUUGAAGGGUUUAGCAAGACUUCAAGGAGUGGUCAGAAGCAGAAGUGUAAAGCGACAGACAGUAAAUGCCAUGAAACAAAUGCAGCUUCUAAGUAGGGUUCAAAUGCAAAUUCAGUCAAGGAGGACUCAGAGGUUCCAGGCACUCCAUAGUCAAGCUUACAUGAAUGAUAAAGAAGUUGAGAGCACUCUAAGCAAAUGGGCUCCGCUUACUGAGGCAGGUAACCAUGAUAAUUGGGAUAAUAGUAUGCUAACUAAAGAUGAGGUUGAAGCAAGGCGGCGGGAAAAAGUGGAGGCAGGCAUCAAGAGGGAGAGAGCAAUGGCCUAUGCAUAUUCUCACCAGGUGCGGAGAAGCAACCCCAAAUCAGCUAUGGACAUCCGAGCCAGUGGAAUUCCUUGGUGGUGGAACUGGUUAGACCGCCAGCUACUUCCAGGAAAUGAUUCUGAGAGCCAAUCUGCUGCAAAAGACGUCCAUCUAACACCAUCAAGUGCAAUAUCAGAACACAAGCCAAGCCCAUGGCGUCCAAGUCAUAAUUUCAGACACCUCCAUUUGGAUUAUGACAGUCAUGAAUCAGUUACACCUAGGUCAACUAAGUCUGCAGUUCCAUUAAGGGGCAAACUAAUGCAUACUCCCAGAAGAACAUCAUCACCAAUGAGCAGCUCGAGCAUAUCAAAGUACUCUAGGCGCCGUGCUAGUGCUGCUGAUUCCCCUUUCAAUCAUUCCUUGAAGGAUGACGACAGCCUCAUAAGCUGUCCGCCUUUUUCAGGUCCAAGUUACAUGUCACCAACCAUCUCAGCCAAAGCUAAGUUCAGAGGAAAAACCAUUCUUGAGGAGAGAAACAUAGGUACCCCAUCAAACAGCUCAAGGAGGAGGUUAUCGUUUCCUUUGACUCCAAGUAGUACCGGGUCCGUCAAGUGGAACAAAGGGUCUUCUGUAAAGGAUCAUGACUCUAUGGGAGAUCAUAUGAGUGUGCAUUCUAAUGUUUCGACACCAAGUACUAUAGUUGGGAGGAAACCAUUUAACAGAUUUGUGUGAUUAUUCCAUCUAUAUUUAGCUCUGAAGGUACCUGUGUUUCUUUUCUUUUUGAUGUGUAUUUAGUGGUGUAUGUUGUUAACAGAACCCUAAUGUAAAAUAAUUGUGUGCACAUUCUCUUGUAUGAAGGGCGAGAUCAAAAUCUGUUUUAUCACAUGACUGUUAUUGCUUUUGAGAUUUGGAGUCUGGGAGGGGAAAUUAGGCCAUAAAUGGAAUGUAUAUUGGACUUCGUAGUGAUUGAAGAAAGGAUCAAUGGUAUGUAUUUAAGUUAGAGCUCCCUCUUCUGGUGCUCUUUUAUGAUCUUCUUUAUUAUUAUUAUUACUAGUUUAGCCAA
Molecule: messenger RNA, 2496 nt
Organism: Capsicum annuum
Lineage: Eukaryota; Viridiplantae; Streptophyta; Magnoliopsida; Solanales; Solanaceae
Product: protein IQ-DOMAIN 13
Exons: 6
Coding region: 414-2165 (583 amino acids)
Molecular function (GO): protein binding
Source: RefSeq, a predicted model, not a curated record